CAAGCUGCGUCGAGCAAUUCACUGCGCAGUAGAAUUAGAAGCCUUCGACUUUCAUCAGGGUGUUGACUAGUCAAUCGAUUAUACUCCCACACAUUUCGCGUCAUGGCGUCAGGGAACACUAGCAAUGGCUCUACAUGGAGCGAUACAGAGACGGGUGCAACGAGAAUCUCAACGUGUACUUCUUUGUCCGAGGCGGGUUCAUCGGCUAACGUCGAUGCUGCUGCUUUCGACUCUCUAGAAAGGCCCGCGACGCCCUCUCAAAGGGAGGCUCUAGCUGCUCAUCCUGUUCAACCUCUACCUCUACCUGUGAGGGCCUCGACAGACCUUCCUGAUAAGCGACCAGCAUCAUCAUACCUAUCUUCUGGCUCAAGCAUGAGUUACGACGUCGAGGCCAAGGGUGAGGCAGCAGCACCUUUGGAUUGGAAGCCUACAAAGAAUGAGUUGCUGGUGAUGAUCAGUCUGAGCUUCAUCUCGUUGAUGGUUGCAUUGGAUGCCACUGUUCUCGUUACUGUGCUACCGGUACGUACUCCGCGGGAUCGCUGGGCGCCGGUUGUUAACGUCGGACAGGAAAUCGCACAAGCCCUGGAUGGGACUUCGGCGGAAGCGUUUUGGGCAGGUACAUCGUAUCUCUUGACCUCUGCCAUUUUUCAGCCAGUCAUUGCCUCGAUCUCCUCCAACUUCGGCCGUCAGCAGAUGCUCUUGCUCUCCUUGACCUUCUUCACUGUCGGCACCAUUCUCUGCUCGGUUGCCCAUGAUUUUACUGUCUUGCUUACAGGACGCUCCAUUCAGGGCAUUGGCGGUGGUGGCAUCAUCACCAUCACUCAAGUGAUCUUCUGCGACAUCGUACCGUUAAGACAGCGGCCAAAAUACUUCGCCAUGGUCCUCGGUUCAUGGUCCAUUGGAAGCAUAGUUGGGCCGGUAGUGGGCGGUUCUCUAGUAGAGAAUGCCUCGUGGCGCUGGUGCUUCCAUAUCAACUACCCAUUCUGCGGUAUUGGUUUCAUCGUCGCCGGCUGGUUCGUUCGCAUGAACGCCACUGCUCAGCUUACAAUCCUUCAAAAGUUAAAGCAGACUGACUGGCUUGGCGCCCUCCUCUUCAUCGGCAGUUUCACCAGCUUCCUCAUCGGUCUCUCUUUCGGCGGUGUCCAACAUCCCUGGACCUCCGCCGCUACGCUUGCGCCUAUCAUUGUGGGUACUGCAGGCAUAGGCGCUUUUCUCGGUUGGCAGAUGUACAGGAAGCCAUACAGCCUCCUGCCUAUGUCGAUCUUCUACAACUGGUCAGCUAUCUCCGCAUUCUACUGUGCUGUAGUCAAUGGCCUCGUCCUCUUCACAGCUCUGUACUACAUUCCCUUUUUCUUCAUGACUGUUCGUGGCUCAUCGCCGACCAGUGCGGGCAUCGACCUGUUUCCAGCUGUCUGCUUUCUUAUCCCCGGUUCUAUUGUUGUGGCCGUGUUGACUGCAAGGCUCGGGCGAUUCAGGUGGGCAAUCUGGCUUGGCUGGGCCAUCACAACGAUUGCUUGUGGUUUGUUUAUCAUCUUCGGCCUUCACACCAGGCUAGUCGUCAUUGCUGUGGCCCUCGCUAUGUUCGGUAUUGGCUCGGGUAUGGUUCUGACCAGUGUUAAUGUUGGCAUUCAAGCCAUCUCUAAGGUCGAAGACUGUGCUAUGGCUGCAAGCAUGUAUGGGUUCUUCCGCAGCCUCGGUAUGCCUAUUGGUGUCGCACUGUCCGGUACUGUCUUCCAGAAUGCUAUGUCAAGCAAGCUGCUCGCGCUUGGUCUUCCCACACAGAUCGCUCACGACUCCGAGCAAUAUGUCUUUAGGCUCCGAGUCAUGGCAGAAGGUGCCGAGAAGACGGCGAUUCUCGAGUCUUACAUGCAUGGAUUCAACUCCGUCUUCAUCUUCAUGACCGCCAUAUCAGCAAGCGCCUUGAUAGCCAGCUUCGUGAUCCGCAAGUUUAGCAUGGACAAGAUCUUGCUUACUGCAUACUCAGUCAGAGAAUGACGAGAAAGAGCCUCGGUCUCCGUUUCUUUCCUGACUCGUUUUCUCUUCUUCGUAGUUUAGCUGUCAUCCUUUCGUAGUUAUCAUGAUACCCAGACCAAUAGACACUAGCACCUUCAACGCACGAUUCAUCCAAACAAAUGCCGAAGCUCUGCCAAACGGUCCUUCAAAGUCGUGUCGUGGAGAGCUGUGGCGGGAGGGGUCGAGGGUGAUCACGCACCUUCGUAGAGAUCUUCAACACGCUAGCACAGAACGUCAGCAGGCAUCUGCUUCACCAUCCCAACGCUCACGACACGCGCCCUCUGCCGCCCUAGUCCUUGCCACUUUUAGUGAUCUUCUCGAUAGGCAACGACGAUCACCACCGUUGGCCCCUUUUGCUCCUUCCCUUGCCUUAUUGCCCAGAGCCGUUUUACCUUUUCAGCCAGACGAGCUGGGUAUGAGGACAGAACAACGUACCCGCUCACAUCCU
This is a messenger RNA of Boeremia exigua, 2461 nucleotides long. RefSeq names its product major facilitator superfamily domain-containing protein. Gene Ontology annotation, biological process: transmembrane transport. The record is from RefSeq and is a predicted model, not a curated record. The transcript is spliced from 7 exons. NCBI's taxonomy places the organism in Eukaryota, Fungi, Ascomycota, Dothideomycetes, Pleosporales, Didymellaceae. Gene Ontology annotation, molecular function: transmembrane transporter activity. The coding region runs from base 103 to 1995 and encodes 630 amino acids.